UCGUGUGACUGUCAAUGUCAGCUGCGGUGGCUGCGGCCGUGCCCCGGGCAGCGCCGCCCCGCCCGCCCGGCAGCGCGGGCAGCCCGGCCCGGCGCGGCGCGGCCCCGCGGCAGUGCGCAGGCGCGGCGGCGGCGGCAUGGGCGACACGCUGGAGGAGCCGUGGUGGGACAGCGAGCCCGCGGCGGGCGGCACUCCAGGCACUCCAGAUCCUUCUGAUGAUGAAGCUAUUGAAAAAGCAAGUGAAAACAGGACAGCAACAUGUCAAGAUUCAGAUUCCAAACCUGCUGUGAAAAAGAAAAGAAAGCAGCCUACUGAGUGUUUUUUGAGUCAGCCUGAAGAAAAGCAAGAGAGCACUGUGAAGGCCAAGAGGAGGAAGAAGAAGAAGAUUUCUGAUGUUCUGCAAAAAUCUGCUCCAAAACCUGGUGCCCCUGAAGAUCUACAAAAUCUGCUUGCUCAACAUUUUGGUGAAAACCGUUCCGUGAUUGAAAUAGAGGAAUUACAGCUGCCAGAUUCCUGUUUUUUGCCAGCCAAUGAUCUUACCCACAGUUUUUCUUCAUACCUGAAGGAAAUCUGUCCCAAGUGGGCGAAGCUCCGGAGGAAGCACGAGGAGAAGAAGUCGCUGGUGCUGCUGGUGCUGUGCAGUUCUGCCCUGCGCUCCUUGCAGCUCAUCAAGUCAAUGACAGCCUUUAAAGGAGAUUGCAGAGUCCUCAAGUUGUUUGCAAAGCACAUAAAGAUAAAGGAACAAAUUAAUAUGUUGGAGAAAGGCGUGUUCCACAUUGGGAUUGGAACUCCUGGGAGAGUAAAGGCACUAGUGGAGCAAGAUGCCCUGUGCUUGAACUCCACGAAAUAUCUGAUUCUGGAUUGGAACUGGAGAGAUCAGAAACUAAGGAGAAUGAUGGACAUCCCUGAGAUAAAGAAAGAAACAAUUGACCUACUGGAGAAGAGUAUUAUAAAGCUGUGCAGAGAUGGAUCUGUGAAGCUGGGACUCUUUUAAUAAGUUUACUAACAAGGAAGUAAUUUGCAGCUGCAUUUUACUAUUAUCUGCAACUGAAAUUUGACUUUCCAGAGGUCUCAAUACAGAAGGCACAUUGCAACUUUUUCUGAGUUUUCUUUUAAUAAAAAGCCAGAAGGUU
Molecule: messenger RNA, 1133 nt
Organism: Prinia subflava (tawny-flanked prinia)
Lineage: Eukaryota; Metazoa; Chordata; Aves; Passeriformes; Cisticolidae
Exons: 10
Coding region: 137-994 (285 amino acids)
Cellular component (GO): nucleus; 90S preribosome
Source: RefSeq, a predicted model, not a curated record